This is a messenger RNA of Propithecus coquereli (Coquerel's sifaka), 2865 nucleotides long. RefSeq names its product murine retrovirus integration site 1 homolog (gene IRAG1). Lineage: Eukaryota; Metazoa; Chordata; Mammalia; Primates; Indriidae. The record is from RefSeq and is a predicted model, not a curated record. The transcript has 20 exons. The coding region runs from base 1 to 2709 and encodes 902 amino acids.
AUGGGAACGGAUUUGACUUGUCCUUUUGGCGUCUCCCCAGCCUGCGGAGCCCAGGCCUCUUGGAGCAUCUUGGGGGCUGACGCAGCGGAGGUUCCGGGCACACGUGGCCACUCCCAGCAGGAGGCCGCCAUGCCCCACAUUCCCGAGGACGAGGAGCCCCCCGGAGAGCCACAGGCAGCCCAGAGCCCUGCCGGCCAAGGCCCUCCCACCGCAGGAAUCUCCUGCAGUCCACCCACGAUAGUCCUGACGGGGGAUGCCACUUCACCAGAAGGAGACGCUGACAAAAACCUGGCCAACAGAGUUCACAGUCCCCACAAGAGGCUUUCUCACCGACACUUGAAGGUUUCCACUGCUUCGCUGACGUCUGUGGACCCUACGGGGCACAUCAUUGACUUGGUAAAUGACCAGCUGCCGGACAUCAGCAUCUCAGAGGAGGACAAGAAGAAAAACCUGGCGCUGCUGGAAGAAGCCAAGUCGGUGAGUGAGCGAUUCCUGACCCGCCGCGGAAGAAAGUCCAGGAGCAGCCCCGGAGACUCCCCAUCAGCUGUUUCCCCCAACCUCAGCCCCGGAGCUUCUCCCGCAUCCUCUCGGAGCAACUCUCUUACUGUCCCCACCCCAGCAGGUUUGGGUGUGUGCAGUGGCCCACAGUCCCCUCUGCCCGGAGCUCCAGUGCAGAGGGGGGAUGAGGCCGAAGUCUCUUCACCUCAGCUCGGCGAGCCUAAUGUCCCCAAAGGGCUAGCUGACCGGAAGCAGAAUGACCAGAGGAAAGUGUCUCAGGGAAGGCUGGCUCCUCGUUCUCCUACGGUUGAGAAGUCCAAAGAAAUUUCAAUAGAACAAAAGGAAAACUUUGAUCCUCUCCAGCACCCCGAGACUGCACCCACGGGCCCACCUUCUAGCACAAGCAGCAGUGGGAGAAUGGCCCUGAAUAGCCCCCAGCCCGGCCCCGUGGAGGGCGAGCUAGGGAAGCAGCUCCCGAAGACUGCCAAGGAGGGUAGCCCUCUGCCGAGAAGUCCAGCCCAGGGCCCGGGAGGGGUGGCUCCCCCAGACCCCCAGGGGCGAGGCCCAGCUGGAGAGCCGACGGGGUCCAAGGUUGGCUCCAAAGCCGAGCUGCGGUCCCCUGCGCCCCGCAGCCCCCUACUGUGGGGGGUCUCCUGGGAGAGUGGCCCUGAAGAACCUGGCUCCCGGCUGCAGAAAGUGUUUGCCAAGCUGCCGCUGGCAGAGGAAGAGAAGCGUUUUGCAGGCAAAGCCAGUGGCAAGCUGGCCAAGGCGCCUGGACUCAAAGACUUUCAGAUACAAGUGCAGCCCGUGCGGAUGCAGAAACUGACCAAGCUCCGAGAGGAGCACAUCCUGAUGAGAAAUCAGAACUUAGUGGGGCUCAAGCUUCCAGACCUCAGUGAAGCAGCGGAGCAGGAGAAAGGGCUUCCUUCUGACCUCUCCUCAGCUAUUGAGGAAGACGAAUCAAAGACUGGCUUAGAUGUCAUGCCUAAUAUUUCUGAUGUGCUGCUGCGCAAACUGCGUGUCCACAAGAGUCUCCCUGGAAGCGCCCCUCCACUCACCGAAAAGGAAGUUGAGAACGUGUUUGUACAACUAUCCUUGGCCUUUAGAAAUGACAGCUACACCCUGGAAUCUAGAAUUAACCAGGCUGAAAGGGAACGCAACCUGACAGAGGAGAACACGGAGAAGGAACUGGAAAACUUCAAAGCUUCCAUUACGUCCUCAGCUUCGCUCUGGCACCACUGUGAGCACCGGGAGACCUACCAGAAGCUGCUGGAGGACAUCGCUGUCCUGCACCGCCUGGCUGCCCGCCUAUCCAGCCGUGCUGAGAUGGUGGGCGCCGUCCGCCAGGAAAAGCGUAUGUCAAAAGCCACAGAAGUGAUGAUGCAGUAUGUGGAGAAUCUGAAGAGGACGUAUGAGAAGGACCAUGCAGAGCUCAUGGAGUUUAAAAAACUUGCAAAUCAGAAUUCAAGCCGCAGCUGUGGCCCCUCUGAAGACGGGGUCCCUCGCACGGCACGGUCCAUGUCCCUCACACUGGGAAAGAAUAUGCCCCGCCGGAGGGUCAGUGUUGCUGUGGUUCCCAAGUUUAAUGCCCUGAACCUACCUGGCCAAACUCCCAGCUCAUCACCCAUCCCCUCCUUACCAGCCUUGUCGGAAUCACCCAAUGGGAAAGGCAACCUACCUGUUGCUUCAGCACUGCCUGCACUUUUGGAAAAUGGAAAGACAAAUGGGAACGCGGACUGUGAAGCCCCUGCACCUGCGCCAACCCUGAGCUGUCUGGAGGAGGUUAGUCAGGAGACCAAGGCCAGGAUGGAGGAAGAAGCCUUCAACAAGGGAUACCAGGAAGGUCUAAAGAAGACCAAGGAACUCCAAGACCUGAAGGAGGAGGAGGAGGAACAGAAGAGUGAGAGUCCUGAGGAACCUGAAGAAGUAGAAGAAACUGAGGAAGAGGAAAAAGACCAGAGAAGCAGCAAACUUGAAGAAUUGGUCCAUUUCUUACACGUCCUGUAUCCCAAACUGUGUCAGCACUGGCAAGUGAUCUGGGUGAUGGCUGCAGUGAUGCUGGUCUUGACUGUUGUGCUGGGGCUCUACAAUUCCUAUAACUCUUGUGUGGAGCAGGCUGAUGGGCCCCUUGGAAGAUCCACUUGCUCAGCAGCCCAGAGGGACUCCUGGUGGAGCUCAGGACUCCAGCAUGAGCAGCCUGCGGAGCAGUAGGAAGCCUGAUACCUGGCCAAUGUCCUACUCUGACAUGUUCAGCCUGCCACUCCUUCCCCAGGUGUGGACACGUCGGUGCCUGUCCCAUCAGGAAUGAGGAGUUCUUUUCACUUCUGUGGGAGCUAUUCAUACACAGUGACUUGAUGUUCUUGGAGG